GAGCAAUUCUAGCUCCUAAGUUCACCUAGACUCCGUCCUUAAUCCUAACAAGUGGCAUCAGAGCGAUAUUAAGGACAUUAAGAGGAUCCAACACUCUCCCGAUGGUGAUUGUGCUCGAGAAGGAACUUGCUGCCAUCUCCAUGCGACCAGGGGACGAUGUGAAGCCGGUCCUUAACAAGAUCAAUGACACCUAUGCAAGGAUGGCAGCAGCGGGGAGCAGUGUAUCUCAGCUGCAGCAGUGCACCAAGAUCAUCUCGGUGUUGGACAACUCUUGGGACAACCUCAUCCCCACCCUCAAUUCUCAGCAAGAUCAAUGGACACCUGAGUGGCUAAGGCCUAAGUGGCAUUGGGUGAGGAGACUUCUUCAUAAGGAGGUGCGGCUGGAGAUAGUGAAGACCCAUCAGCACGCAGCAGAUAUUUUCACUAAGCGUCUGGCGGAGACGGAUCAUUGGAAGGGCAUGAAGCUUGUUGGGAUAAGUGUGCAUUGAGUAUGCAUGCUUGAGAUGUUGGUAUGGU
Molecule: messenger RNA, 516 nt
Organism: Closterium sp. NIES-67
Lineage: Eukaryota; Viridiplantae; Streptophyta; Zygnematophyceae; Desmidiales; Closteriaceae
Source: the annotation of a GenBank genome assembly